This is a messenger RNA of Venturia canescens, 8589 nucleotides long. RefSeq names its product sodium leak channel non-selective protein na (gene na). Gene Ontology annotation, biological process: monoatomic ion transport; transmembrane transport; positive regulation of synaptic transmission, GABAergic. Gene Ontology annotation, molecular function: monoatomic cation channel activity. The transcript is spliced from 27 exons. Lineage: Eukaryota; Metazoa; Arthropoda; Insecta; Hymenoptera; Ichneumonidae. The record is from RefSeq and is a predicted model, not a curated record. The coding region runs from base 291 to 5528 and encodes 1745 amino acids. Gene Ontology annotation, cellular component: plasma membrane.
UGCCCGAACGACGCUCAGCUGGCUCUGCGCUUACGACGACCCCUUCGAAAAAGAAAUAGCUAAAUAUGUACGAGGGCCAUGCCGUCGAUGUUUUUGUCAAAAAUAAUGUCUAUAUUAAUCGUUGAUCGUGAAAGUUGAUAGCGUGUGAAAUGUAGUUUAUUAAGAAAUAUUGCCUUGAGGGCAGAGUACUUUGUCGUUCGCAUCGUCAAUUAAAAGCUAAUGUUUUGACAAUAUUUACGGUGAAAUUAAAAUUGGGGCGACGCCUCACCAUUGCGAACAUAAUCCCCAUUAUGAUGUUGGGGCGGAAGCAGAGUCUCAAAGGGGAACCCGUCCUGGCUGACUACGGCCCGGAGGAGUGCCUCAAUGAGAGCGCCGACAUCGAAUGGGUUAAUAAGCAAUGGGUGCGAAGAUCGAUGAGACUAUGUGCUCUGGUAUCACUCGCCUCGGUAUGUCUCAACACCCCGAAGACAUUCGAGAAGGUACCGGAACUUCAGUGGGUCACUUUUACGUGCGAUCUCAUCGUGACAUUUCUCUUCACCGCUGAAAUGAUUGCAAAAAUGCACAUUCGCGGAAUAUUGAAGAGGGACAAGUCCUACUUCAAGGAUCACUGGUGCCAAUUUGACGCGACGAUGGUACUCUUCCUCUGGCUGUCAGUUAUUCUCCAGAUGUUUGAGAUGCUGGGUUUAGUUUUGAAGUUCAGUGCAGCAUCGGUCAUACGUUCACCAAGGCCCUUAAUUAUGAUACGUUUUUUACGGGUAUUUCUCAAAUUCUCAAUGCCGAAGGCCCGAAUCAAUCAAAUUUUCAAGCGUUCGAGUCAACAGAUUUAUAACGUGACAUUAUUUUUUCUCUUCUUCAUGUCACUUUACGGACUUCUCGGUGUACAAUUUUUUGGAGAACUUAAAAAUCACUGUGUUCUUAACACAACCGAUCCGAAGCACAUUACGAUCAACAGCUUGGCCAUACCCGACACGUUUUGUUCGACCGAUCCGGAAUCGGGUUAUCAGUGCCCGGAGGGAAUGACGUGCAUGAAACUCGAACUCUCAAAGUACAUCAUGGGCUUCAAUGGCUUCGACGAAUUCGCGACGAGUAUUUUCACCGUUUAUCAGGCUGCUUCUCAAGAGGGCUGGGUCUUCAUAAUGUAUCGAGCAAUUGACAGUUUGCCGGCAUGGAGAGCCGUUCUGUAUUUCAGUACGAUGAUAUUUUUCCUCGCAUGGCUAGUGAAGAACGUAUUCAUUGCCGUUAUAACCGAAACGUUCAACGAGAUUAGAGUGCAAUUUCAACAAAUGUGGGGGAUCCGAGGACACAUUACGAACAGCUCAGCUUCGCAAAUUCUGUCGGGUGAUGACAACGGCUGGAAGUUAAUAACGCUCGAUGAAAACAAACACGGAAGUUUGGCGUCGCCGGUUUGUCACGCUGUUCUUCGAUCUCCCCAUUUCCGCAUGGUCGUUAUGUGCGCCAUUCUCGCAAACGGCAUCACCACUGCUUCGAUGAAUUUCAAACACGACGAUCGACCCCGACACACAUACUAUGACAAUUUUUAUUACGCCGAAAUCGCUUUCACCAUUUUUCUCGAUCUUGAAACUCUCUUCAAAAUUUGGUGCCUCGGAUUUCGCAGCUAUUACAAACACUCCAUUCACAAAUUCGAACUCCUCCUGGCGAUCGGCACGACCAUCCAUAUACUGCCCUUCUGCUAUGCUUCGGGCUUCACAUACUUUCAGGUUCUCAGGGUCGUCAGACUCAUCAAAGCCUCGCCGAUGCUCGAAGAUUUCGUUUACAAGAUUUUCGGACCAGGCAAAAAGCUCGGGAGUUUAAUUAUCUUCACGAUGUGCUUGCUGGUCAUUUCUUCGAGCAUAUCGAUGCAACUUUUCUGUUUUUUAUGCGAUUUUACUAAAUUCGAAACAUUCCCAGAGGCUUUCAUGUCCAUGUUCCAAAUUCUGACACAAGAAGCUUGGGUCGAAGUAAUGGACGAAACGAUGGUCAGAACUCACGAGACGAUGGCACCGCUGGUCGCGGUUUAUUUCAUCCUGUACCAUUUGUUCGUUACUCUGAUCGUGUUGAGUCUUUUCGUCGCUGUAAUCCUCGACAAUCUCGAGCUCGACGAGGACAUAAAGAAACUCAAGCAGCUCAAGUUUCGCGAGCAGAGCGCUGAAAUCAAAGAAACUUUGCCAUUUCGUUUACGAAUAUUCGAAAAAUUUCCUGACAGCCCACAAAUGACGUGUCUGCACAAGGUUCCAUCGGACUUCAACUUGCCAAAGGUACGCGAGAGUUUCAUGCGCCAAUUCGUUUACGAGGUCGAAGACGACGAGACCGAGAGUACGAAAAAAAUCCACGAAACUUUCGACUCGAAAAUGGUCUAUCGGAAACAACGCCCCGUGAAAAUAUUAAACAAUCCACCCAAAGUUCGAAACGUCGUUACGAGCCUAAAGAAAGCUGCAAUAAUUUACAUAAUCAAUGACUCGAACAACCAGAGACUAUUGCUCGGGGACUCGGCCAUGAUUCCCGUGCCUGGGAAAGGUCUUCUGAAGCCUCAAGGAACCGUUAGCAGCGCUAAGCAAUUGAGAAUCGAUCAAAAAAAAUCGAUUCGCAGAAGCGUUCGAAGUGGUUCUAUCAAGUUGAAACAAACUUACGAGCACCUCGUAGAAAAUGGUGACAUAGGAGCGAUGAAUCGAGUCACUUCUUCUCGAAGCAGACCCCACGACUUGGACAUAAAGCUGCUUCAGGCUAAGCGUCAGCAGGCCGAAAUGCGAAGGAACCAGCGAGAAGAUGAUUUACGAGAGAAUCACCCAUUUUUCGAUACUCCAUUGUUCGCUGUUCCGAGAGAAAGUAAAUUUCGAAAAAUAUGUCAAUUGCUCGUCUAUGCGAGGUACGACGCAAGGCUCAAAGAUCCACUGACAGGGAAGGAGCGCAAAGUUCAGUACAAAAGCUUGCACAAUUUCUUAGGACUCGUGACGUAUCUCGACUGGGUGAUGAUUUGUGCCACCACGCUCUCCUGCAUUUCUAUGAUGUUCGAAACACCCAAGUUUCGUGUUAUGGAAGUACCGGCUUUACAAGUUGCUGAAUAUGGCUUCGUCAUAUUCAUGAGCAUCGAAUUGGCACUCAAGAUUCUCGCCGAUGGCCUAUUCUUCACGCCGAAAGCGUACAUCAAAGACGUCGCCUCAGUAUUGGACGUUUUCAUUUACGUGGUGAGCCUGGUAUUUUUGUGCUGGAUGCCAAAAAGUGUUUCGCCGAAUUCUGGAGCGCAGUUAUUAAUGAUUCUCCGAUGUGUCAGACCCUUAAGAAUUUUUACGUUGGUACCGCACAUGAGAAAAGUCGUUUACGAAUUGUGUCGUGGUUUCAAAGAAAUAUUGCUCGUAUCGACACUUCUGGCCCUGCUGAUGUUCGUCUUUGCCAGUUACGGAGUUCAAUUGUACGGUGGUCGAUUGGCCCGAUGCAACGAUCCAACUAUUCUCAAACGGGAAGAUUGCGUCGGAGUUUUCAUGAGACGAGUUUUCGUUACGAAGAUGAAGUUGAAACCAGGAGCGAACGAGAGUUACCCCUCGAUUUUGGUCCCGAGAGUCUGGGCCAAUCCAAGGAGAUUCAAUUUCGAUAAUAUCGGGGAUGCGAUGCUGGCGCUCUUCGAAGUCCUUUCGUUCAAAGGAUGGCUCGACGUCAGGGACGUUCUGAUCAAAGCUCUCGGCCAAGUCCACGCGGUUUAUAUCCACAUCUACAUUUUCCUCGGCUGCAUGAUCGGCCUAACGUUAUUCGUGGGCGUCGUUAUCGCCAAUUAUUCGGAAAACAAAGGAACAGCUUUGCUAACGGUUGAUCAGCGGCGAUGGUGCGAUCUCAAAAAAAGAUUAAAAAUCGCCCAACCUUUGCACCUGCCACCGAGGCCGGAUGGGAAAAAAUUUCGCGCCUUCAUAUACGACAUAACGCAAAAUAUUUAUUUCAAAAGAUUCAUCGCUGUUAUGGUUUUGAUCAACAGUGCGUUGCUCUGCGUCUCGUGGAGAAGCGAGGAAAAACAUACCGAAGCCCUGGCCACCGUGUCAACGAUUCUCGUAUUGAUAUUCGUCGUUGAAGUAAUAAUGAAAAACAUCGCAUUUACUCCACGUGGAUACUGGCAAUCACGGAGGAAUCGAUAUGACCUCCUCGUAACCGUCGUUGGUGUGAUAUGGAUCGUUAUUCAUUGCACUAUGAUGAAUGAUCUUUCCUACGUGAUCGGUUUCAUGGUGGUAAUUUUACGUUUCUUCACCAUAACCGGAAAGCACACGACCUUAAAAAUGCUCAUGCUCACUGUUGGUGUCUCUGUCUGCAAAAGUUUCUUCAUUAUUUUCGGAAUGUUUCUUCUCGUUUUUUUCUACGCUCUCGCUGGUACUAUUAUCUUUGGCACUGUCAAAUAUGGCGAGGGUAUUGGCAGACGCGCUAAUUUUGAAUCCCCCGUAACUGGCGUCGCGAUGCUCUUUCGUAUCGUCACCGGCGAAGAUUGGAACAAAAUAAUGCACGAUUGUAUGGUGCAACCACCUUAUUGUACACCCGCAGCGAACUAUUGGGAAACUGACUGUGGAAAUUUUCACGCUUCGCUCAUAUACUUCUGCACUUUUUACGUCAUCAUAACGUACAUCGUUCUCAAUCUUCUCGUCGCCAUCAUCAUGGAGAACUUUUCCCUUUUUUACUCGAACGAAGAAGACGCACUUUUGUCCUAUGCGGAUAUAAGAAACUUCCAAAACACUUGGAACGUCGUCGAUAUUCAUCAACGAGGAGUAAUACCCGUGCGAAGAGUGAAAUUCAUCCUGCGAUUGUUAAAAGGUCGAUUAGAAACGGAUCCACAAAAGGACAGACUUUUGUUCAAAUACAUGUGUUACGAGCUUGAGCGGUUGCACAACGGCGAAGACGUAACUUUUCACGAUGUGAUCAACAUGUUGUCCUAUCGAUCAGUCGAUAUUCGAAAAGCUCUUCAGCUCGAAGAGCUUUUAGCUCGCGAGGAAUUCGAGUACAUUAUAGAAGAAGAAGUUGCCAAGCAAACUAUUCGCACUUGGCUUGAGGGAUGUUUGAAAAAAAUUCGAGCCGUUGGGAGACAACAAAACAGUUUGAUCGCGGGCUUACGAGCGACAAACGAUUUGGCAGCAACGACGCAGGAUCACACGGAAGAAAAAACCAAAGAAAAUAAUGUUGAUCGUGAAGAAGAAGUUGAGAACAAGGAAAACGAGGGUAUGAGACACCGUGGCAAAAAGCCAGUUGUUCUGCCCAGAUCGGACAGCAUCGGUAGCGGUUCCGGGAGGAAAUAUCUCGCUCCGACACUGUCCGAUCCAGCGUCGGUGAGAAGCGAGAAGGAAAAGAUGGCGGCCUCGAAAAAGCGAAAUAACCGGCCAACACCGGUGACGAAAAACAAUUUGCCUUAUUUGACUGAGGGGACUGAGCCGAGUCGACAGCCUAGAGAAACGACGAGCACGAAGCAACCGUCUUCCAAAGUUUCAAGCGUUAUGUUGGAGGUUCGCGAAUGGUGGCGGGAGCAGCUCGCUUACAGCAGCGAAUCGAGCGAGGAUGAGUUUUGAGAGUCUUUCAAGGAUCCGUUAAAUCGAAGAGUUUAAAAGAUAGAAAAUGCUUAAAAUACGUAAGCAAGUUGCGAUAGAACUCGAGAGGGCCGAGUAUCGACUGCUCGGAAUAGAAAAUGAAAUAACUGCAUUCUCCAAAGCAGGCUCACUCUGAACGGUGAGAACCUGAGAAAGGAAAAAAAGCAGAGAUUGACCGACGGUGGAGUCUCGACCGAGGCCCGUGGUCAGUCGUUUCCCUUAUUUUGGGAGCCCAAAAUCUCCGUUGCGAGAUCCAAUCGCUUCAUUCGGCUGAUAAUGCCUCACGACGAAUCUGUGCCGGUUGGAAACCCUCACACCCCCGUUUUGGGUUCCCAAUGGAGGGAUAUUUAUUCACAAAUAGAGCCCGGGUGCCUAAAAAUCGUUUCGAACGAAUUGUCUUGUUCAGUUGUCGGUAUCGGCUCGUAACGACCAAUUUUUUUCGCUCUUAACGUUUCUGAAAAAGAGAAAAACACUGGUAAGUUUGAAUUUUUCUUUAAACAAUUAACAAUUCCAUUCGCAUCAUUUCCUUGAAAACAAUGAAAAAACAAUGAAAAGUGACUCAUCGAAAAUAAAAAUACUUUCAAUGGAUCGACAACAGAAACGGUGAAUUAUAAAUCGUGUAGGCACUUUUAGAUUUUAUACGAGGAAGAGAAGAAUGGUGUUUAGAGCACUGAUAUAAGUGAGAUAGUUGAAAAAGAAGAGUCGAAAAGUCGUCGAGAUUUCGGGGUGUUUAAAAAUGGGCAACUGUUAGUACAAUGAGCACCGGAUACGUGUCGAACAGUUAUUCAAGAGAGUAAGAGAAACGUGUUCCGGCUCCUCUUAUAGAUACUAAGAUUAUUAUCUUUUAUCGCGAGAAUCGAGCAAUGGACCUCUGUUAUUUUCAUUCCGUUACUUUUUUCGCUAGUUCAUAGUUGCAUGCUGAACACACAGACUGAGUCGUUAUAUUUUUUAAGAUAACGUUAGAUCGCCUACGUCGGGUCUGAGACCCCAAUUUUUUUAGCCUCGUCCACCAAAGAUUUAACGAAAACUAACGUAUGCAAAAAGAUUAAGAAAAAUGACAGAAUUUUUAAAAGAGAACAAACAAAUUAUUGAACACAUGCCUACGAGAAAUGAAAAACAAAAAACAAAACGAAACGAAGGAAAUGAAAUAAACGCUCGACGUUUUGCCUGUAUAGCUGUUGGUAUUUCAUUGUCAUAAAUGAUCAUUGUUUGCGCCUUGUAGUUUAUGAAAGCGUUAUGUCGAUAGUUUCAUAAAAUAGGAAUUAAGAGUUAUUAUAAUUUACUGAAUCGCGCGAUGAAUUUAUCAAAGAUUAUUCAAUGUCGAACAGUUCAUUUUUCAAUUACCUCAAUAUCGCGAAAUCGCGAAACUUCAUUGGAAUUCAACUUAAGCAUCGAGAACUAGUUUUCGGAGUUUUUUCCACAACCAAAAAAAAAAUAUGUAUUGAUAUCGCGUAAGAAAAUUGAAAGAUACCGUUUUGAAUGAAUGUGAAAAUGAAGAAAAGACAGAGAAAAAAUAAUAAUGAAAAACUUCGAGUUACGCGAUUCAGUGGAUUGUUCCAACUCGGUAUGGGAAUGAAUAGAAAUUUUUUAAAAAUACAGAUGGUUGGUAUUGAAAUGUUGUAAAAUAUUGGAGAUUUAAUUUAAAUUGAUAUACAGAUUGGGGAAAAAAGAUAGAAAAAAAAAACAAAACAAUUGUAACGGGAAUGUGUUAAAAGUGUUUCGCUAUUAAAGCGAUUUGUAUAAUUGUUACUUUCAUUCGCUUCGACGAGCGACGAAACGAUAUUUUUUCAAAAAAAACUUCACCGUCCCAAACUACGUUUUUGCGUAGCUUGUUAAAGUCCAGAGUAUAUCAAUUGGAAUUACUCAUUGCUCCUCCUCCUCCUCCUCCUUUUUUUUAGAAAAUUUGCGGGUAAUCAAGCUAUAGAGUAAAUAAAAAUAAGCAUUUGAGAAAGUGUGCUCCGAUAAGAGAUCGGAAUUGUAAAACGUACGAAGAGUUAAGAGUUAAUCGAAUUCGAAUUAUUAUGAGCAGAAAGAACGACGAGCGAGAGGGAGAGAGUGAGAGAAAAGUAUCCCCUUAAAGGGCUCAGCCUAAAUGUACGCUAUGGAGAAGAAUUAGCUGCAUUGAUUAUUAGUAAUGCGAGUAUAUACGAGUAUUAAGAUAUGGGUUGAUUUUAUAUACACAUAUAUAUAAACAAAAGUAUACAAACAAAUGAACAAAUGGGUACAGUACAGGCCAAAAUUUCAGUCAUGCAAAUAGAAUUGUUAACACAGUUACUAAGCGAGAUAUCUUGGUCUUAAAAAUUCAUAAUCCGAUUCAACCAGAAGUAUUUUGAAGCGAACGAAUUCCUCUCCAUCUUGUAGUUUUCAUUUGAAUAUUUGGCCUGUAGUGCAUUCAUAUAUGUAUGUAUAUAUAGGUAAAUAUAUCAAGAUAUCCGUAAAACCAACAAGAGUAUUGCAGUUGUUGACAGGCCAGAUCAUGACGAUCUAUUACAAGGAAAUAUGACCUCAGGCAGUGUUAUCACUUUCGUAAAACACCCUGAAGAAUACAGAAAAACAGCUGCGUAAUGCCAAGCAUUGAAAUGAUUAUUUUCAAACGGAUGAAGUAAGAUCUGCAGUAUAACAGGAUGCACUCGAUAUUGAAAAAUUUCUUGAUCAAGAAAUAUUCUGCAUCUGACAGUUGAAAAUACGGAUUUUUUGAAUAAAUUAUUUUGUUCAAAUAUUACGAGGAGUUUGAAGUAUCGAAAGCAUGAAUAUUCUUAUUGUUGAGGUUUUUCCGAAAGGAAUUUGAGACUUUUAGUGAGUUUCAAUUCAGCAUAAAUCGGCCGCCAGUCAAUGCCUGCAAUAUUAAUGUUGGAUUAUGAGCUACCUUGCAUAUACACAUAUUUAUAUGAAAAAAAAACGAAGAUUGUAGAGAUCGUGUAAAUUGCGUUUACGUUAUCGUGAUAAAUGUUGAUUAUUUAUUGUUGCCUAGUUUAUGUGCCAAUGUGUUGUACUGAACAUGGAGCUAAUAAAUGUUAUAAGAUAUACAAAAAAAUAGCCUAAA